ACUGUGGACUUCAUUUUUUUUGAACCUAGGAUUACCUAACGGUAAAAAUUUUUUGUAUUACACCAGUUCACCAGUUGUGGGUUGUAAUAUCUUUUUUUAGGAAAAGAUACUAUCAAAAAACUUGUUAUACAUACGCGCGAAGUACUAAAAUGCAAUCUACGGAUUUCGGCUUUUUUGGUUCGGCAACACCGAAUGAAGGAAUGUGACUGAUGAACCUAGCCUAAAAAUUUUUGAAAGUGGUUUUUGCUCAUGAGUUCCGGUUUUCAAGAUGUUUUAUUUUAUAUUUUAAUCUGCAAACCGCAAAUGCUAGCCACAUUUUGUUAAAGUCCGAUAAUGCAGAAGGGACAGUUUUAUAAAUACAUUCAGCCAAACGUUAUGAACUUACGAUCAUAACUAUCUAAAAUGAAAUCAUUAGCAAUUAUAACUGUAUUAUUUAUUUAUAUAAAAUAUGUACAUAUGUGGAGUUACAACCCUAUAUGUCUUGUGACCGAGUGUUGCAAUAAAGACCACAUACCUGGAGAUACUGACAAACUAAUCAGGUUGCUAAAAGAACGAGUGUACGGUCAACAUUUGGUUGAAAAUGCUGUCCAUGCCAUUGCAGCUCACUGGAAUCCGCAUUACAAGGCCCCAAAGCCUCUUGUCUUGAGUUUUCAUGGUUGGGCGGGAAGUGGGAAGAACUACGUCUCAAAUUUCAUUGCUGAGAGUCUAUAUAAAUAUGGCACCAAGAGCAAAUUUGUACAUCUAUUUGUUGGUAGGAUACAUUUUCCUGUCAGGGAAGAGUUUAAGGUUUACCAGCAACAAUUGUACUCCUGGUUGAAAGGCAACAUGACGCAAUGCUCGAAACAGCUGUUCAUUUUUGACGAAAUCGACAAGACACCCCCGGAAAUUCUGAACGCUAUCAAACCGAUGAUUGACUACAAAGAUGAAGUGGACGGUGUGGACUACACUCAGUCGAUUUUCAUUUUUCUCUCGAACACCGGAUCUGCUUUAAUCAACGAACAUUAUGAAGAGUUGUGGAAUAAGGGAUAUGUUAGAGAGGACUUGAAACUCAGCCAUUUUGAGAAGCUCAUUGAGAAAGGGGCCUUCAAUGAAGAUGGUGGGUUUCACCAUUCUGAUACAAUCAAAAGUAAUCUGAUAGACCACUAUAUCCCGUUUUUACCAAUGCAAAGGGAACAUGUGCAAGGUUGCAUCAAAGAUCAGUUCAAGAAUCGCAAUGUUGACUUUCCCACAGAUUCUCAUACCCAGGAAGUGAUGGAUAUUAUAGAAUGGGGUCCUGAUAGGAGUAAGCUGUUCUCGACGACAGGCUGUAAAAGAAUAAGCUCGAAAGUGUCCUUGUUAGUAGCUAAAUAUUAUCGAAAUAAAGAGGAAUUAUAAGCAGCACGUUAUGAGCUGUGCUGUAUUUCCCAAAUCUAUGAUAUUAAUAGGUUAAUGAAUUACGGAGUCUGAAUUAUAUCCUAUUUGACGAGUAUCCAUCACGUUUAGACGUCUACUGAGCUGAUCAGCAAGUGACAACCUUGUAAUCUGUACCGUAUAAAAAACCAAAACAAAAUACGGUUCUGACUACCUGGCGUUGACGGAUCCGUCAGAAUUGUGUGUUCUGUGCCGAUAUGGGGAAUUUUGAGAUAUUACUAGAUAAUCACGUGAUGGAUACUCGUGAAAUAGAGUAUAUCGGUUUAAGAUCAUGGAAGAGGGGUAGAAUUUAUUUUAAGGGAAAAUAGUGGCAGGCUAAAACAAAUGUUUAGUUUUAAGAUGAGGUGUAUUCAGAACUGUGUAUCUCUUAAUGAUAUGGUAAUAUUAAAGGAGACGAUUUUUUUUACCCAUUUUGAGACAAAAAAAUUAUUAAAAAAAAAUCUGUAUUUUAUAACUGACUACUAUUGUAGAUAUCUUUAUGAAAUUUGGUACACGUCCUCUAUGCAUCAAGGUGCAUUUUCUAAUAUAAUUUAUUUUUGAAGAAUGACACGUCACUGCUACCUAUUUAAAUAAAAACCAUUUUUGAAAUAUUAAAUUAUUUCUGACCAUAUUUAACCAUCUAUCGAUAAAAUAUAUUCAAAAACGGAUGAGAUUUUCAAAAAUUAUUUUUUUAUGUAUAAAACGGACUCGAUAGCUUCGAAAAUGAUUUCU
Acanthoscelides obtectus is the source of this 2121-nucleotide messenger RNA. NCBI's taxonomy places the organism in Eukaryota, Metazoa, Arthropoda, Insecta, Coleoptera, Chrysomelidae. The record is from the annotation of a GenBank genome assembly.